AUGGGAAAUACUUCCCCCCCUCCGACAGGGCGAUGUAGAGGGAAAUGGGCACUUAGUCAUGGUCAAUCGCAGCUCACAGCAUAUAUCUGCUCCCAUCACCAGUGGCUUCGUCUCCUCUCCUUGGAACGUUUUACCCCUCCUCGUCUCAAGGGGGAGGGAUCCCUGUUAAGGAUAAGAGGGGGGAGGAAACAGAUGUGCAGGAAGCUAUAUAGCUGGUGUAUCAUGGGUCCGAGCAGGCUUCUUUGGGUGAACUCUGGGAACUUUCCCGACAGCGAUUACUCUUCACUGUUAAUUUGUCUGAUAAUUUCCAAUAAUCGUCUGUAG
Phytomonas sp. EM1 is the source of this 324-nucleotide messenger RNA. The record is from the annotation of a GenBank genome assembly. Lineage: Eukaryota; Euglenozoa; Kinetoplastea; Trypanosomatida; Trypanosomatidae.